UGUUUGUAUGUUUGUAUGUUUGUAUGUUUGUAUGUUUGUAUGUUUGUAUGUUUGUAUGUUUGUAGUUUGUAGCGCUGACCCACAUUAAUAGAAAUUUGACCCCUGUUGACCGAUUGAUCUGAAAUUUGGAACACACAUUUAUCUCUGUAGUCAUUAUAAAACGGCGUAUUUCAUGAUCUUGAAAAUCCAAGAUGGUGGCCGCUACAAAAUGGCGGAUCACAUAUUUUCUCAAAACCUCAUUGUUACGGCUUCUUUGGCCGGCCAUGGAAAGCCCCCUCGGCGAGAGCAAUGGACCAUUUAGAUGGACCACGAUAAUGAAGGAUGCUGAAUGAAGGAUGUUUAGAAAAGAAUAAGAAGAAAAUAAAAUGUCAAAAAAUAUCAAAAGAAAAACAAAGUGUAAUCAGAGAAAAGAUAACAAAGUGAAUUUAUUGGAAUUGAAAAAUCCAAAAUCGUAUCAUCUCUUUGCCACCAAAUCGAUUGCUAGAAAGAAAAGAAUUUAAGGGCAUAGAAGAAGGAAGAAAUUGUUGGUCAGAUAGAACGGAUACGAAGUGUGAGUAGACAGAGGUUAAGUUAUAAAAGGAAUGAAUAAAUAAAACAUAUAUUUACAGCUUUUAGCUGUGUCCAACAACGAUACGUGAUCUGCUGAAAAGAUCCGGGAAAUCUCGCCAACAAAUCUAAAAGACUUCCGAGAUGCAGAGUGCAAAGCAAGUAGAAUCAACUUGCCAGGCGUGCAAUGAGCCGGAUGAUGAGCAAAUGGUAGCGUGUGACCGAUGCGAGACGUGGUGGCAUUUUGCGUGUGUGGGCGUUGGAGAAAGCAUCAGUGCAAAGGAUUUUCUGUGCCCGAAAUGCAAUCCACCAACCGAGACUACUCUCGUGACGCCAAACAAUACAGAAGAGACUCCUCGUAUUGUACCUCCACGAAUUGCGGCCAGCGUAGCAAACAGUGCAGCUACCGGAAGCUCACGAAGACGAAGUCAACUGCGGCUAAAAAAGCUAGAAGAGGAGAAAGUACUGAUGGAACGUCAGUUAGAACUGGAAAGGAAGGAAAAGGAGAAUGAGAUCGAGAAGAAAAAGCUUGAACUGGAGAAAAAAUUCAACGAAGCGAAAUUUCAAGUGCUGGAGCAGGAACUCGAAGAGGAUGAAGACGAUCGAAGAACCCGUAAAUCCCAGCAAAGCAGUCGGAGUAAGGUCAAACAGUGGAUCGGAAGCCAACAUCUAGGGGACACGGGGGCGAUGGAUCCUGUCACCCAAGAGAAAGAGCUUAACCAGAUACCGUCUCCGCAAGAUGCAAUGGAAGGUACUUCGACGCAGCAGCAGCCUGCUAACGAGCGAACUCCCAUCAAUAGGGAUCAAUCCUAUCAGAUUACGCUAGCUCAGUCCUCGGCCAUAAAACAACCGGUGAAUUCUCCAACAAAACCUAGCGCACGCAACGCCUUUCCUUCAGUACAACGGACUGACGGUCCGAUGCGUCCCUUGGAUCCGAUAAAUCCAAACGGACAACGGCAGACGCAAGCUAGAUCCUCAACAGUACCGCCUCCGCUUCCCAAUCCUCCUGCAGUGGACAAUCGUUACUCGUAUGCACCUCCAGAGGACAUCUCGAACGUCCCACUUGGAAUCCCACAUUCGGCUUACGUAGGGCCCGCACCACACCAGCUAGCAGCAAGGCAGGUAAUGCCAAAGGAACUCCCGGCGUUCUCUGGAAGCCCAGAAGAUUGGCCGUUAUUUAUCAGCGCGUACAAAAACUCCACGCAGGCCUGUGGUUAUACAAAUGCGGAGAAUCUAGUGCGACUGCAGCGGUGUCUUCGUGGGCAUGCACUGGAAGCUGUGCGAAGUCGACUAUUACUACCUGCGUCCGUUCCAAUGGUGAUAGCUACACUGCGUACACUUUAUGGUCGACCGGAGCUACUAAUACACACACUGCUUCGAAAGGUGAAAGAAGUAGCUGCGCCGAAAUCUGAGAAGCUCGAGACACUGAUUGCGUUUGGUAUGGCGGUGCAAAAUUUAACGGAUCACCUGAUAGCUUGCAACCAUGAAGCACACCUCAACAAUCCUACUCUCUUGUUCGAGUUGGUCGAAAAGUUACCUGCCAAUCACAAGUUAGAGUGGGCUUUGUAUAAGCGCCAGUUUCAGCGGGUAGACUUACAGACGUUUGCAGUGUACAUGGGGAACCUUGUAGCAGCAGCGACGGAGGUUACGCUGUACGUCGAUGGCAAGCAAAAUUCAUCAAGUAAAACAGAAAGAAUGAAAGAUAGGAGUUUUCAUAAUUCCCACGAUGUCAACACAACUGCCGAAGCGAUGAAGGCACAUGGACACUUAGAUACGGGUAGAGAGAUACCGAAGGGUUGUCACGUGUGCAAGGACCUCAAUCACAAAGUUAGGGACUGCGAUACGUUCCGACAGUUGAGUGUAGAGAAUCGCUGGAAAACGGUACAACGGUUGCAGUUGUGUCGAAUCUGCUUAUAUUCACACGGAAAACGCCCAUGCAAAUCCAAAAGGAUAUGUGAGGUGGACGGAUGUACGUUACGACAUAAUCCGUUGCUGCACUCCAUAACUGAAGCGUCUGGUCAACCUUCAACGAGUGGUACAUGCGUCAAUAAUCAUCUCCACCAUGGUCAAAUAUCUCUAUUUCGUGUUGUACCGGUUACGCUGUUUGGCAAGACCCGGUCACUGAACACUUUUGCGUUCUUAGAUGAUGGGUCGUCUGUUACGUUACUAGAGAAGUCAGUUGCUGAUUAUCUGAACCUAGAUGGAGAAAGCGACACCUUAUGCCUGACCUGGACGUCUAACGUGACGCGAGUAGAGCCUGAAUCAAAACGGGUCAACGUGGAUAUCUCGGGGGCAAGUUUGUCUCGUAAAUACAAAAUUGCACAUGCACGGACGGUUCAGAAAUUGAAUUUACCACGGCAAACGCUAGACUAUUCGAAUUUAGCUUCGGCUCAUCCACACUUGAAACAAUUACCGAUGGCUGACUACAAGGACGCAAUUCCGAAGAUUCUAAUCGGCUGCGAUAACGCGUACCUUGGGGCGGCGUUGAAGAUAAGGGAAGGCGGACCGAACGUAACGAUAGCUAGCAAAACACGCUUGGGAUGGUCGAUCCAUGGACCACUGGGUUCCAAUGAAGCGGUGGCAGAAUAUAGCUUCCAUAUCUGCGAAUGUUCACCGGACGACGACGAUCUGCACGAGUUGGUGAAACAACAUUUUGCCAUAGAAAGUUUGGGAGUUUCCUUGGAGCAGUGUCCAGAAUCUGCAGACAACCAGCGGGCGAUGCGAAUUUUGAAAACGACUAAGAAACGCGUCGGACAGCAUUUCGAAACCGGACUGAUUUGGAAAUAUGACAGCUUCGAAUUCCCCGACAGCUACUUAAUGGCAGUGAGGAGAUUGCAGUGCUUGGAAAGAAGGAUGUAUGCCGACCCUGUUAUAGGAACCAGCGUUAAAAAUCAGAUGCUUGAGUACGAGCAGAAAGGAUACAUCCACCUAGCAACGGAGCAAGAACUGAGGGAGGCAGACCCCAGAAGGACGUGGUAUCUGCCGUUGGGGGUUACCAUCAAUCCCAAGAAACCUGGGAAAAUACGCAUCUUUUGCGAUGCGGCGGCCAAGGUAAAUGGAAUCUGUCUCAACACCAUGUUGCUGAAGGGACCAGACUUGCUCGUGUCGUUACCAGCAGUACUGUUUGGAUUCCGAGAACGCAAGGUGGCAAUCUGCGCAGAUGUGCGAGAGAUGUUCUACCAAAUAUUCAUCAAAGAAGAGGACCGACAUGCGUAGCGACUUCUGUGGAGAGAAAAUCCAGCUGACGAUCCGCAAAUCUUUUUGAUGGAUGUUGCGACAUUUGGUUCGAGCUGUUCUCCAUGCUCGGCCCAAUUUAUUAAAAACGUCAACGCCUGCGAAUACGAGGUGCUGUACCCUGAAGCAGCGAAUGCCAUCAAACGAAAGCAUUAUGUCGACGACUAUCUCGACAGCGUCGACAGCAUCGAAGAAGCCGUACGACGGGCGGUGGAGGUGAAAUACAUCCAUGCGUGCGGCGGGUUUGAGAUUCGGUCAUGGAUGUCGAACAGUGACGAGGUUCUUGCACAAAUCGGAGAAGAAGCAUCUCCCAAGCAGAAGAGCUUGUG
Messenger RNA from Toxorhynchites rutilus septentrionalis, 4109 nucleotides. RefSeq lists its product as uncharacterized. NCBI's taxonomy places the organism in Eukaryota, Metazoa, Arthropoda, Insecta, Diptera, Culicidae. The record is from RefSeq and is a predicted model, not a curated record. The coding region runs from base 691 to 3762 and encodes 1023 amino acids. The transcript has 2 exons.